AUGAGGACGACGAUAACGACGACCCUGACACCAUCCCAACAUUCGAGCUAUCUCGGUCGCGCCGACUACAUCCCCGCCCAUGUCGAGAUUGACGAGGACGAUGCGACUCAUUACGAAAGUCCCGGUGCACGCGCGCACUCGUGGCACAACUUUGAGGUCAAGAUGCGGCGCAACCUAUCCGUGCUCGAGCUGCCCCAGGGGACACUGCGGCAGACACUGUUGAGGAAUUUCCUGCAAAGGUGUCGGCCCUGGAUGCCCCUCGUGAAUGCCUCAGACCUGGAGCGACUGGAUGCAAAGACCAAUGACACGCUGCUCGUCACGUCCAUGCUGGUGGCGGGAAGUAUAGUCUCGUCAACACCGCAGGCUGCGGAACAGGGCCAGAGGUGCUACCAGCGGGCCAAAGUGCUCUUCUACACGAAUGCCGAGCAGAAUCACCUCCACGCCAUCAUGGCCACCAUCUUCCUGCAGUGGCUGAAUCCGUCUGGCCCGGAGCACAUCUCCAUCGACAGUAGUAGCUUCUGGCUGCGACUCAGCGCCGCCCUUGCGCACCAGAUGGGUCUCCAUCGCGAACCGGGCCCCCGGAUGGCAGAUGCGAAGCUGAGGCGGAGGAUUUGGUGGGCACUGGUUUCCAGGGACAAUCUGAUAGCCGCAAGUCACGGGCGUCCAAGGGCGGUCAAUGCAGAAGACUCAAAUGUUCGCCCCCUCCGGCUGGACGAUUUCGACGGCGACGACGAGGACGCACUCCUCUUCAUGCACUUUGCCCAGAUCACUUCCAUCCUAGGAGAUAUGACCGAGGAGUAUCGUCGGGGGACCCUGUCGGAUCGCAAGAAGAUCGAUUUCGAAGACAGCCUCCGCCGAUGGCUGAAGACCGUCCCACCCAGCCUGCGACUAUACAAUCCCGAGACGAAAAGACUGAAUGACUAUGACUUCAAAGCCCGGCAGCUCCACACCAUCUACUUCACCUCGCUCAUCAUUCUCUUCCGGCAGGACAAGAGAGAUCAGCCGCCGUCACCCGUCGCUCUGCUCGCUGCGUCCUUUGUAUCCGGCAUCUUCGAGGAGUAUCUGACGUGGGAGGAUGUAUCGCAUCUCGCAGUCACGUCCAUCUUCUACCUGAUGGUCGCCGCACUCUUGCAGCUGUCAUACCAGCGAUUUCCUUCGCUAGCCACCCAUCGGGCGGAAGAGACUGAGAUUAUCAGAUCAUCGUUAAACGAGCUCAAAAAGAGAUUUCCUUCGGCCAUCGGCGCUGAGAGAGUGGUCAACCAGAUGAUGAAGCAUUCCACGACUCUGCCAGAAACGGCGCAGUCGGCGCAGAUAUUUCUCUCACCUGAUCAGGAAGAAUUCUUUGCGCCCUUUGGCCCCGAGCUGUGUCGGAAAUGGCGGCUGGUGGUCGAGAAUCCAAUAUCCGCAGAGCCACCACCACCUCUAGAAGGAGUUGAGGAGUUUGCCGGCCUGAACCGGUCGGAUAAUGGAGUGGUCAUCAUAGGGCACACAGGCCAUCAUUUACAGGCCAGUGCUGAAUCACCGCAAGACGUACAGGCCAUUAUCACCGCCGAGUCGGCAUGGAACACCAGUACGCCGUUCACCUUUAACAUUGACGACCAAAACCUGUUCUCGGAUCAACUCGGUCUCGACAGCGUCGGCCGCUGGUGGUGGGCCGACUGGAUGCCUGAAGCAGACCUAGACUUUCUCUCCAGGUCACUGUAA
Messenger RNA from Fonsecaea pedrosoi CBS 271.37, 1704 nucleotides. RefSeq lists its product as uncharacterized. Gene Ontology annotation, biological process: DNA-templated transcription. The record is from RefSeq and is a predicted model, not a curated record. The transcript is spliced from 2 exons. Gene Ontology annotation, molecular function: DNA binding; zinc ion binding. NCBI's taxonomy places the organism in Eukaryota, Fungi, Ascomycota, Eurotiomycetes, Chaetothyriales, Herpotrichiellaceae. Bases 1 to 1704 code for a protein of 567 amino acids.